Molecule: messenger RNA, 1409 nt
Organism: Brassica oleracea var. oleracea
Lineage: Eukaryota; Viridiplantae; Streptophyta; Magnoliopsida; Brassicales; Brassicaceae
Product: protein ECERIFERUM 26-like
Molecular function (GO): acyltransferase activity, transferring groups other than amino-acyl groups
Source: RefSeq, a predicted model, not a curated record
AUGCCUCGACUUCAAGAAGAGGGAAGCGGUCCAGUUCAUGGCUUCUGGAUGUCGACAGUGGGUUCAGCCCGACCGACAGAAACUGGUACAGUUCACCAACCCACCGGUUUAGACCUAGCCAUGAAACUCCACUACAUAAAGUCGGUUUAUAUUUACUCAGCCGAGACGACACGUGAUUUAACCGUGAUGCACGUGAAAGAGACCUUUUUCACAGUACUCGACCAAAUCUCAUGGAUCACUGGCAGGUUAAGGCGGCGUGACUCGGGACGUCCGUUCAUAAAGUGUAACGACUGUGGCACGCGUGUCGUUGAAAGUCAGUGCGAUCUCACAGUGGAUGAGUGGCUAUGUGCACCGGACCGGUCCGUUGAUGAGUCUUUGGUUUAUCAUCAACCAAUUGGACCGGAGUUGGCAUACUCUCCUUUGAUAUAUAUUCAGAUGACCCGGUUUAAGUGCGGUGGAUUAGCUAUUGGCUUUAGCUGGGCACAUAUCAUUGGAGACCCACACUCUCUUUCUCACUUUUUCAACUUAUGGACUCGGGCCUUAGCUGGUGAACAGAUCUACUUCCCGAAAACCUCUGACCUGGAAAGAUGUUUCCAAAACCCGAAUUCUACGGGCAAAGAACCGGUUUCCAUCAAACGGGUUGACCCGGUUGGAGACCUCUGGGUCGCUCCGAGUAAUAGCAAAAUGACAACAUACUCCUUCAAUGUAUUAACGGUCACGAAUAUAAAAACAAACUUUCCGGCAAACGGAAAUGUGUUCGAGAUUCUCAGUGGGAUUAUAUGGAAAUGCAUAGCGAAGUCGAGGGGAGAACCUGAGCCGGUUACGAUCACGAUCAUCAGAUCGGAUCCGAACGGACUAAAACCUAGAGUGGUGAGAAACAGUCAGAUGAUUAGCUCCGUUCACGUCGACUUUUCGGUGGCGGAAGCGAAGUUGGAGGAGAUCGUGAAAGCAAUCGGAAAAGCAACCGAUGAAAGGUCUGAGAUCAAUAAGAUUGGAGAGAGUGAUGAUGGUGCUUUGGAUUUCGUCGUCUACGGUGCGAAACUGACGUUUGUGGAUAUGAGCGAAGUUGGUUUCUACGACGCGAAAGUGAAGGAUACGUCGCCAAGGUCGGUUUAUUGUAAUGUUCAGGGGAUAGGGGAUGAUGGAGAGGUGGUGGUUUUGCCGGCGGCUGUGGAGGAGGAGAUGGUUGUGACUGUGACGUUGCCGGAGGAUGAGAUUGAGAAGGUUAAAUGGGAACUCAAGAAGUGUGGUUUAAUCAAGGCCUUAAUUAACGGAGAAUGAAAGCGAUAUGUUAUCUGCCGUUGAUGUAUCGUUUGUUUCUUUUGUUUUUAAGCGUUUCAUGUUUGUUUAUUUGAAACGUUGUAUUUUCUUUGUCGUGCUUUUCAUUACCAAGAAGGUGAGUUUGUGUG